UGUUGUGGUGUAUGCAUGCGUACGCAGGCGUACGUGACGCAGGACGACAACCUGAUCGGGACGCUGACGGUGCGAGAGACGAUCGGCUACUCGGCGCUGCUGCGGCUGCCGGACAAGAUGCCGCGCGACGACAAGCGCGCGCUGGUGGAGGGCACCAUCGUGGAGAUGGGGCUCCAGGACUGCGCCGACACCGUCAUCGGCAACUGGCACCUCCGGGGCGUCAGCGGCGGCGAGAAGCGCCGGGUCAGCAUCGCCCUGGAGCUCCUCAUGCGGCCCCGCCUCCUCGUCCUCGACGAGCCCACCAGCGGCCUCGACAGCUCCUCGGCCUUCUUCGUGACGCAGACGCUGAGGGGCCUGGCGAGGGACGGCAGGACAGUGAUUGCGUCCAUCCACCAGCCCAGCAGCGAGGUCUUCGAGCUCUUCGACAUGCUCUUCCUGCUCUCCGGGGGCAAAAACGUCUACUUCGGACAGGCAGCGCAAGCAUGUGAGUUCUUCGCUGAAGUUGGGUUCCCAUGCCCGCCUCUGAGAAAUCCCUCGGAUCAUUUCCUGAGGUGCGUUAACUCCGACUUCGACAAGGUCAAGGCCACCCUGAAAGGCUCGAUGAAAGCAAGGAUCGAAAGGUCUGAUGAUCCUCUGGAUAAGAUAACCACAUCAGAGGCCAUCAGGAAACUCGUCUCUGCCUACAACAGGUCACAGUACUACUACGCUGCUAGGGAGAAAGUUAAUGACAUCGCGCGAAUCAAAGGAACGGUGAUGGAUUCAAGGGGCAGCCAGGCCAGCUUCUUGAUGCAGGCGUGUACACUUACCAGGCGUUCAUUCAUCAACAUGUCGCGCGACUUUGGGUACUACUGGCUCAGGCUCUUGAUCUACCUCCUUGUGACUGUAUGCAUCGGCACCAUCUACCUGGAUGUCGGCACCAAAUACACAUCCAUCCUGGCCAGGGCAGCAUGUGCAGCAUUCGUCUUUGGAUUCGUCACCUUCAUGUCCAUUGGAGGAUUCCCUUCAUUUGUGGAAGAAAUGAAGGUUUUCCAGCGGGAACGGUUGAAUGGGCACUACGGUGUUGCAGCAUUUGUCAUUGCCAACACCAUCUCUGCUCUGCCAUUCCUGGUCCUGAUAUGCUUCAUGUCAGGGACAGUAUGCUACUUCAUGGUGCGCCUUCAUCCUGGUUUCACACACUACAUCUUCUUCGUCUUGAACCUCUACGCCAGUGUCACUGUGGUUGAGAGUUUGAUGAUGGCCAUUGCAAGUGUCAUACCCAAUUUCCUCAUGGGCAUCAUCAUAGGAGCUGGAAUUCAGGGAAUAUUCAUGCUUGUCUCCGGAUACUUCAGACUUCCGUAUGACAUCCCGAAGAUCUUCUGGAGAUACCCCAUGCAGUACAUCAGCUUCCAUUACUGGGCACUACAGGGCCAAUGCCAGAAUGACAUGGACGGUCUCCUAUUCGACAACCAAUACCCAGACCAGCCGAAGAUCCCUGGGGACUUCAUACUGAAGUACAUCUUCCAGAUCAACGUGCACCGGUCGAAGUGGAUCGACCUGUCGGUCAUCUUCAGCAUGAUCUUCAUCUACCGCCUGCUGUUCUUCAUCAUGAUCAAGGUGAACGAGGACGUGAUGCCCUGGAUCCGGGGCUACAUCGCGAGGAAGAGGCUUCAGAAGAAGGUGCCUGCCAUCGGCAAGACGCCUUCCCUGAGAGGCUAUGUUGUGGAUCCAGAGCUUGGUCCUAACGAAGGCUAGAAAGAUAAGCUGGGGGUUGCUGGGUAGCACAAAUAGGAGGGUUUCCUACCGGUUCUUGGCGUAAUAUGUAUCUAUGAUCAGAGAAACUGGUAAUUUUUAUACGUUUUGGAAGUGAAGCUCGUUUGAGUAGAGGUACAUACAUACAUGUAAUGCGUUCAAAAAAUGGCAUCAGCGAUGCAUGCAGAGUGACA
Molecule: messenger RNA, 1922 nt
Organism: Triticum urartu
Lineage: Eukaryota; Viridiplantae; Streptophyta; Magnoliopsida; Poales; Poaceae
Source: RefSeq, a predicted model, not a curated record